Octopus bimaculoides (California two-spot octopus) is the source of this 1680-nucleotide messenger RNA. RefSeq names its product zinc transporter 6. NCBI's taxonomy places the organism in Eukaryota, Metazoa, Mollusca, Cephalopoda, Octopoda, Octopodidae. Gene Ontology annotation, cellular component: membrane; Golgi apparatus. Gene Ontology annotation, biological process: zinc ion transport; transmembrane transport. Gene Ontology annotation, molecular function: monoatomic cation transmembrane transporter activity. The record is from RefSeq and is a predicted model, not a curated record.
AAACAUUGGUACUCUUCUGUGUACGAAGCCAAGUGCCACAUAUGUACUUUUACUAACGAAAUGUGCUUAUUGGAAUUAUGUCUUGCUGUGAGCUUUUUAAAGUUUAAUUAACUGUCGGGAAAAUGAGUGCUCAUAACCAUAACAUAAUGCCUGAUUUGAUCAGCAGCAGUGUUACCGUAGAUAUUUCUAAUUCCGGUUACAACGUUCUAGGAAAUAAAGAAUCUGCCAGUUGUAUAGUACCAAAGUAUCAACCACUUGUAAGUACAAGAAAUACAGAUUUUUUUUUCUCGGUGUGUGAUGAGGCUCAGAAAAUUCUCUUAGUUGGUGCUAUAAAUGUUAUUGGAACCAUCAUCUUGUUACUAUGGUGUCAUUCUACAGGAAGCAUGGCUCUCACAGCCUACACUUAUCUUACAAUAUUUGACAUUUUCAGUUUGUUAACAUGUCUGCUUACACUAUGGAUUCAAUAUCAACGAUCAUCUUCUAUAUAUUCUUUUGGGUAUGAUCGGUUUGUUGUCCUAGCUGUAUUUGCUAGCACCAUGCUGGCACAACUUGGUGCAUUAUUCAUCAUCAAAGAAAGCAUUGAAAGAUUUAUUAUGCAGCCUGAGAUACAUACCGGUCGUCUCCUUUUAGGUACAAUUUUAGCAUUUGUUGUACACAUGGUUGUCACAUAUAGCAUUAACAACCGUGCAAUGAAUCAUGUUGUUGCCGCUUCUAGUUCCAGUUGGCUUCAAGAACAUAUGACAGAUAUGAGUGAAAGUUUAUGCCAUGUGAUACCAGGUCUGAGUAAACUCCUCCUUCCUCGACUCAACCCAUUUGCUCUAAUUGCAUUUGCUGGUGCAAUUGCGCUUUUCAGCACCCAUGUACUCAUUGAUGCAAAAAUGUACUAUUCUGCUGAUACAUGGGCAGCUGUAGCAAUUGCUUUAAUGACAUGGGGUACGAUGUUUCCUAUGAGCAUGUAUACUGGCAAGAUACUUUUACAGACUAGCCCCUCACACAUAAUUGGUCAACUUGACAAGCUUCUCCGAGAAGCUUCUACUUUAGAUGGAGUUCUUGAGUUUCGUCAUGAACACUUUUGGACUGUUUCUUUUGGAGUUUUGGCUGGGACUUUACAAGUGCGAGUCCGUCGUGAUGCAGAUGAGCAAAUGGUUUUGGCCCAUGUAUACAAUCGUUUGUCUAACUUAGUCUCGGAACUGACUAUUCAAAUAUUCAAAGAUGACUGGACUCGAUCAGCAAUGACCUAUCACUUACCUUCUACUACACCAUUCUCUUCAUAUCCUCCUCCUAUGACUCAAAGCCACUCUGCAACUUCUGUUAGUAAUUUCCCCAGACACAGUUCCCAAGAGAAUUUCUAUUUCAGCAAUGCUAAUAUCCGUUAACUGAACUAAAAUUAUUUAAAUUUCUCCCAUGUUUUCUUUUAUCUAAACUUCAUAGUUUUAAAGUGAUCUUCCAUCAAAAUUUCAUGCUGUUCUAAACACAAAGUUGUUGUACUGAAUUCAUCAUUAUUUUCAAAAUUAAUUUAAACAAAAGCAGUGUAUAUCAACAGAAAUAUGGUAACAAAAGGAUUAAAGAAGCAAAACAUCAUAAGUUCACUCACAAUUUUAUAACAUUAACUUACAUUAUUCAUAUAUCUUCCUGUAUAUUUUUUACUAUCUUAAUAAACUUUCUGUCUUGUAAAACUUA